Messenger RNA from Rhopilema esculentum, 5905 nucleotides. RefSeq lists its product as uncharacterized. Gene Ontology annotation, molecular function: DNA binding. The record is from RefSeq and is a predicted model, not a curated record. NCBI's taxonomy places the organism in Eukaryota, Metazoa, Cnidaria, Scyphozoa, Rhizostomeae, Rhizostomatidae.
GAGGUUCUUCUGUCUCGUGUUGUUGUUUCAGGUCGAUUUCUUGGUCUUCCCUCGGCUGGCAUUGUAUGAAUGGAACAGUUUCAUUGGAAUAGUUAAGACAGAUCGGGCUUGGCAAUGGCGAAAAUCGUGAAGAAGACAUAUGGCAAGAAACUUGCCUGGGGAACUGGAUCAUGCCCAGCUUUUGACGAGGCAAAAGUACAGUCCAAGAAAUCCAGCGUUGUAAAAGUUUUAAGGCCAAGUAUUUGGGCUAAGGUACCCCUGAUAGAAACAUUUGCUGAAUCGCCUCAUCGAUCGAAGAAAAAAUCGAUAACUGCUCCGACAGUGCUUUCUGUUCCAGAGACCGUGAGUGAACAAGCUCCAAAAAAGAAGGGAAGAAAGAGAAAAAUUGAGGACCCUUUUGGUUUCGGAGAUUUGGAUGAAGAGGUUGCACCAGCAUCAGAGUACAUUUCUCCAAAGAAGAAAAAGCAGGAACAAUUAGCAUCUUCGGUUAAGAAAAAUGGAGUAAACAUGAAGGUUAAAACAUCCAAAAAAAGUAAUGUGAAUAAAAUUGGGUCAAGUGUUUUUUCAGGGAUGGAUGCUAAGAGCCCAAACUUAGGCGUAAAAUUUUCAACUAAAGAACAAAAGGCAAAGAAAAGUCCAUCUGUAUCUGAAAAUGGUGCUAGUCCAAAGAAGCGAGGUAGACCACCAAAAGGCCAAAGCCCAGGAACAUUAAGCCCAAAGAGUAUUUCUGGAACUAAUGAUAAAAUUGGAAACAAAAGCCCUGGAUUGUCUGAUAGUGAUGUUAGCCCAAAGAAGCGAGGUAGACCACCUAAGGAUAAAAGUUUAAUAAGUUUAAGUCCAAAAAUUACAUCUGAUAUUAAACAAAACGAGAAUACUAAAAGCCCAGCUUUGUCUGAAGGUGAUGCUAGCCCUAAGAAACGAGGCAGACCACCCAAAGACAAAAGCUUAUUAUCUACCAGUCUGAAAACUGCUUUUGGUGUUAAAGGAAACAACAUUAAGAAAAGCCCAGCUUUGUCUGAAGGUGAUGCUAGCCCAAAGAAACGAGGCAGACCACCCAAAGACAAAAGCUUAUUAUCUACCAGUCCAAAAACUGCUUUUGGUGUUAAAGGAAACAACAUUAAGAAAAGCCCAGCUCUGUCUGAAGGUAAUGCUAGCCCAAAGAAACGAGGCAGACCACCAAAAGACAAAAGCUUGAUGGCUAUAAGUCCAAAAAUUACUACCACUGUCAAAGAAAGCAAAAUUAAAAAAAGUCCAGCCUUUGUGGAAAAUGAUUUUAGUCCCAAAAAAAGAGGAAGACCUCCAAAGAACAAGAUAUUGUCACCUGGAAGUCCAAAUGUGUCAGGGAAAAGCAAUGAAGACUUAGUUAUUAAAAGCCCACCCCUAUCUAAAAAUGCAGCCAGUCCCAAGAAGCUUGGAAGGCCCCCAAAAGACAAAAGCUUAGCAGUUUCAAGUCCAAAGAUUACCAGUAAAAAAGGCCUUCUCCCAGAGAGUCCUAUUUCAUCUGAAGGAGCAAAUACACCUAAAAAGCGUGGUAGGCCACCAAAGAACAAAAUUGAAAGUCCAGUAAUGAAUGGAGUUCUUAUGGCCGCUUCCACAUUACCAAGGGAUGCUGGGAAUGGAAAUAAAUCACCAAAACCACUAGGAAGACCAAAAAAGUCAACUAGUAAUGAAACUAAGACAUCAAAUGUGAAAUCUUCUUCAAACAAACAACCAAAGUCGCCUGCUGCAAAAGAACUUUUCAGACAAUCUCCAUUAGAACUGGAAAACGAAACUGACACAGGCAAUUUUUCAGUGACAGCGCAAAAUGUCAUUGAUGUUAUUGAUGGGGCACCAUUAGUUAAAAGAAAGAGAGGCAGACCUGCAAAGCAAAAGAUAACUGAAAAUUCAAAAGAUCAUUUAGUUUCUAAUUCUCAUAUUGAUCCAGAUCAAAUAAAAACUAGUGAGGAUGCUGGAGAAUCUUCCUUGGUUUCACAAGUCUUCUCUGAAACAGAUACAUUAGAAAUUAAUGAAGAUGAAGUUCACAAUCAGUUCAUUUCACCCACCGAAGCUGAAAUGUUAGCAGAACAGACAACACAGGAAAUGACACCCAAAAAAGUUAGAUUCUCAUCUGAAAAGGAAAGUGAUCUAUCUGGCAGAGCAAGCAGCUCAACAGAGACAGGGUCACCUUUCAAAUGGUUCUUGAAGAAUAAUAAAAAGACACUCUCACCAAGAAAAGUUGCAAAGUUAAGAAGAAUUUCAGUUCUGCCAACAUGUUCCACAGAAGGGGAUGACGAUGAAGAGGACAUGGAUGCUGCUGUUCCAUUUGGCUUACCUUGGGGAUUAGAACCAGAUGAAAAUUCCCUAAGAGUGACAAAAGAUGAAAAGGAACUCUUUACAAUUGUGCGGAAUACAAAACAGGCACAGGAAAGUGUUGAAUUUGGAGAGAGUCAGCAGUUCAAAGAUGAUGUGGAAUACCUUCUUGAUGGCAUUGCUGAUACCAACUCGCUUUCAACGAGGUGCUUGAGCCUUAUUGAAUUAGCAUCAAAGUGUGCAAAAACUGCUUUUAGGAUGAAUCUUAGAGCUCAUGGCACUAUUGCUGCGAUUUUCGAGAAGCUGACUGAUGCACCAAAUAACCAGCGCCUUGCAUUGUGUACUGCUGCAUUGAUGUUUAUGCUCACAAGAGAUCGCUUGAGUAUUGAUUUCGAUAAAUCGAUCUUAGAAAUGAUGCUUAAAUUGCUUGCAAUGAAGGAAGAUGCAGAAGAAGAGUCCUCAAAAGACUGGACUAGGCUUACCACGAAAAUAAAGGACAUCUUUGGAAAAGAUUCGAUCAAAGGAGUAAACAAUCUGGAUUUAUCCAAACUUACGACGGAAUCAUUGGCGAGAGAAUCAUUUUUGUCGCUUACACUGCAAAGAACUGGCUCCUGGUUCAAAGACGAAAUUAGAUUGCUUGGUGGUUUAGAUCACGUGGUCGAUACGGUCGUCUCCUGUAGCAAGUGUUUGAAAGUUAACGGCAAGUCAUCUGAAAAUGAUUCUGUGACGAGCGUGAGGCAGAUAGAAAGAUGCUUGAAAUUAUUAGAAAAUGUGACAGUUCAAUGUACUUCCAAUCAAGGCUAUUUGGUUUCUUACCGAGAUUCGGCUUUACUCGAAUCAUGCGCAAGAUUACUCAAAUUUUCAGUGGCAUCAUUAUUUGAAAGUGAACAAGAGAGUGCAAUUGAUGUUCAGGCUCUUUGGUUUUCAACAAUGAAAAUGCUUUUGAAUCUUACUCAUGAUAAUGAACUUGCUAGCACGCGAUUUUGUCAGAAGAAUGAUGUUUUGGGUCUUCUUUUAAAGACCGCCCUGCAGUGCCCCAAGCAUUUGCCAGUUCCAAAACAAUUCGAUGUCGCUGUUCUUAGUCUUGGUUUGAUAAUCAACCUUGUUGAGUACAGCAAAAAGAACCUUGCAGCUUUGAACGCUGUUGUUGCGCCCGCAUUCGAUAGAAAAACUCCUGAAAAACAGGAAUCGCAGAGCCAGAGAGAGGAGGCCUCAGCUGUUGAUUCGUUGUUGCAUCUGUUUCUAGUAAAGUUAGAAGCUGCAAAGGAAAACAGUGGAAUGGAAGAAGAUCUCUCGAAACUGAACAACUCUUUGCAUAGCUCUAACAUUCGAGUCGGCAGCGAUGGGCUAAGCCUCGUUUGCGGGGAUGAUUUAGACAAAACCCAGACUGAAAACAGUGUAACGGAGGAGCCGACGGAAGAAGGAAGUGUGGAGGAGAAACCACCAACGGCUGAGAAUGAAGCUGAAAAAGAAGCCGAACAUAUUGGCAGGGCAUUGCAGAAAGCCGGUCAACAUAUGGAGGACAGUUUGAUUGCGUCAUACGCAGCCUUGCUUCUUGGUCUUCUUGCUGAGGAUAACAAGGAAAAUCAGCAGACGAUAUAUGAACAUUUGCAAUAUGGAGACUUCGGGGUCAUGACUCACACGCUGGAUAAGUUCCUUGCUUUCAUGAACAUGACUGCCAACACAUCCAGUUCAUCUAGUUCCCUCAUCAUCAAAAGAGCCAUUUCUACAUUGGAGAAAUGUAAAGUGGAAUAUCCACCAAAGCUGCCUGUAACGUAAGCUCAAAACAUCUUGCUGUAAAUUUUUCUUAAUGUCUUUUCUUAACUCAAAAGACUUAAAAAGUAUCUUAGAAAAUAUAAAGUUAUGUAGUUUUACAUGUUUUUUUAUUUGGCAGUAGGAGUAACAGUUUCGUUCUUUGGAAACCUUAGUGUUUAGAAUUAUAAUUUUUCUUUUAUUUGGCCUAAGUAGUAUGCAAAAGCGAGUAAGUUUUAAGCUGAGCAUGUAUUGAUAUAUAUUUGGUUUGGUUUUUAGAUUGAGCUUUAAUAGCAUUGACGCUGGCAAAGGUAUUCUGAACACCUUUCAAAGCAUCCGCUUGUUUUUUUUUCGUUUACUGUUAAAGUAGGCCAUGACAUGACACGACACGACACGAUACGACACGACAUGAUACGACAUGACAUGACAUGACAUGACAUGACAUGACAUGACAUGACAUGACAUGACAUGACAUGACAUGACAUGACAUGACAUGACUGAAAAGUUCCAAGUGAAAUAUGCGAUAUGAGGAAAAUUUUUUUCACUCGUAUAUAUUUUCACUCUUCGCGAUAACAGGGAGGCCAUGGGCCCUUUCCUUUCUGUUUUUUCAUAUGAAGAACGUUCAGACCCGUGAUCUAGACGGUUCCCUGCGAGUUCUAUGUGAAAUCUAAUGUCAUUGUAAACUAAAUCGUCCCCUUUCUACAUAACGCAGUUAUUGGUGAUAUAGGACUUUAAUGCAAUCCAUUCACAUGACGCGAAUUUCAAUGGCUGUUCCAAGAUGUUUCCUAAAUACUGUUAAUGAAUUUUGCCGUUAGAUCCCUUCUUCUAAAGAUUUCGUCUUUCCUCCUCAUGGCACCCACUUCAAGGAUAUUUUACUAAUGGCUCAGAGGUGUCUCUACAUACCGGAAACUCGCUGUUAGUAGCCAAUAUUUCUGUGAUAAACCCACCUUUAUUCUAAAGACAGCGCCUUGGUUUUUCCUUCUUAUGUCGUCCACUACAAGUAUAUACUUCUGAUUAAUCCAGCUUUUUUCUAAAGAUUAUGCCUUGGUCUUUCCUUCUCAUGACAUCCACAUCAAAGAUAUGUUACUGAUGGCUCCAAAUAAUGUAUACGUACCAGAUAUUCGCUUUUAGUACCGAAAUCAAGGCCAUUGUACGGAUAAUUAAAAAAAGCAUCGUAGCUACGGGACAAAAUAUUUCUUAGAAGAUACGCCAGGCCUUAUUCUGAGGGCUACAAUUGUUAUUUAAGGUCUACUCAGAAUAUAAAAACCUAUAACUUUAAAUUGCUGCCAUUAUUUAGUUCUGUAUUUGGUUAUUGGCCUUUAAAUGUGAGAGCAAUCUAUGUCUCCAACGCCGUAGCACCUCGAACAAGGAAGGCCUUUGGAGUGUUCGCUAUGAUUUUCAUUUUUAGCUUGAAUAUGUUAUUUAUCGUAUCGGCUAAAAUAAUGCACUGAACAAAAAAAAUGUGCAUCGGUCGGGGCUCACUUGAGGGUGGAGACUUAGUUGAGGGGAGUGUCUUUUACAGGGGGAGGGGGGCAAUUCGAUGAUAUGCGUCAUACGCUUUAAAGUGUUAGUAUUUGGCGUAUUUCGUACUUUUAACAAUAUCUAACCCAAACCUUAAAAAGCUGUAAAUAUUGACAAUUUUUAAUUGUUAGUUUCCUUUUCAAAACGUAUUAAUUCAAUUUGUUCUAAGAGUAGUGUUUCGUUAGGAAAGACGUAACUAUCAGCCUUCAGUAACAGACUGUGGACAAAGGCAGUUGCAAUAAAUACCGCAAAUUGCUAUUUCUAUUCUAGAAUCGUAACGUAUUACUUUAGUACUCAUUGUCUAUCUUUUAUUUCCUCAUCAUAUUUUGACGUAAAGCACUCA